Messenger RNA from Scylla paramamosain (green mud crab), 3853 nucleotides. Its product is annotated as low-density lipoprotein receptor-related protein 1B-like. The transcript has 17 exons. Gene Ontology annotation, molecular function: protein binding; hormone binding. Gene Ontology annotation, biological process: receptor-mediated endocytosis. The record is from RefSeq and is a predicted model, not a curated record. Lineage: Eukaryota; Metazoa; Arthropoda; Malacostraca; Decapoda; Portunidae. Gene Ontology annotation, cellular component: apical plasma membrane; signaling receptor complex; plasma membrane. The coding region runs from base 617 to 2494 and encodes 625 amino acids.
AGCAUUACCUUUUCUACAUCUCCGCCUUGGUGUUGAAGAGCCAUACAACACAUAACGUACCUUCCACUCCACCUAAUCGAGGUCUGUUCAGGCGCCACAAGUCAGUAAGUGUCGAGAUAGCGGUUAAUGAGUACAAUCUCACGGCAUCGGACGCGUGUGGCACCCUCCACUGCUGCGACACACGGGUGAAGGCCUCGCCCUACAUGCUGACCUGCUGCUGCAGCAUAUAUGCGUCUGUCACAAACAGAUAAAGUGACUUUUCCAUCGUUUAUAGGAUUUGGUGUCAAGGUUUCAGUACGUCACAAUAAAUCUCUUUCCCUGAAUGUUAGAAUCAGACGAUCAACAAGUGAGAGGCAAAGAUGCAACAUCCGUGACACCGUUAGGAGCGACAGCAAAAGAAGUCUAUAAAGAGAGAAGCGUUGAGGUGCACUACUGGUCGCCCGCUGUCCGCAGUCCUGCAGCUCGCCGAGGCAUUGGACGGCCGCCUGAUGGUGCGUCACAAGGCGCGCGAAACCAGUGUUGAGCGGCGCACUAGGUGCGAGGGAGCGUGGCGGCGCGGGAGUGAGUCUGUUGGCUGCCACGACACCACCACCGCCAUUACCACCACCACUGGGCCAUGGCGACGCUGCCCGCCACUAGUAAACGGCUGCUGCUGGUGGCACUCUUCAUAGCCACGGUCACCCAAGCUGUUGUUAAGGGUGACGAAGACCUGACGUUCGAGGGGGAGGAUGUGCUGAGGGCCAACGUGGAGCCUGAGGUGCCUGCGGUGGGGCUCCUGCAGAAGUCCGGUGUGGCAUUGGUGCGGAAUCGGCGGUACCUGUGGCCGUGGAGCAUCGACGACGAGGACUAUGGGAACGCGGCAUUGGAGGACGAGGAAGGAUCUGGCCUGUAUCAUGAGUGCCGUGUGGGGUUCCCGUGUGAUGGUGUGCGAUGCAUUCCCGCAAGCCAGGUGUGUGACAGGAAGCAGGACUGUGUGGACGGCGCAGACGAGGCCAAAUGCGUUAUUCCCACCCCUACCACCACCACCACCACGACCACCACCACCACUCCCAGGCGUCGAGUGUGCGGUGACAAGAAGCGGCCGAAGCUGUGUAGGGACGGCGUGACCAGGGCGUGUUUCUGUGACUCCGUGCGUGAAUGUCCGGGAGGGGAGGACGAGGCUAAGUGCUCUAAAAGGUGUCGGAAAGGGAUGUGGAGGUGCCGAGACGGAGGCUGCGUGAAGAAUGCUGCGAGGUGUGACGGGUUCUGGGACUGUCAGGAUGGCUCCGACGAGAGUAACUGCCCUGCUAUAUAUAGAUGCAGGCAGGACGAGUGGACGUGUGGCGACGGCUACUGCCUCAGCCUGGAGUGCCGCUGUGACGGAACCAAGCAGUGUUUGGACGGUACGGACGAGGAGAACUGCCCGUCGAUUUGCAAGGCCGGGGAGUUUCAGUGCUGGAGUGAUAAGUCCUGUGUCUCGGAGGCGUGUCGCUGCAAUGGAUACUGGGAUUGUGCUGACGGCUCAGACGAAAGAGGCUGUAAAACAGCAGUGUGCAAGGCUGGGGAGUUCCAGUGCUGGAAUAACAAGUCCUGCGUCCCGGAGGCGUGUCGCUGUAAUGGAUAUUGGGAUUGUGCUGACGGCUCAGACGAAAGAGGCUGCAGGGCGCCAGUAUGUCAGGCCGGGGAGUUCCAGUGCUGGAGUGACAAAUCCUGUGUCUCGGAGGCGUGUCGCUGCAAUGGAUACUGGGAUUGUGCUGACGGCUCGGACGAAAGCGGAUGCAGGAGUACGCCGGUUUGUAAGACUGACGAGUUCCAGUGCCAGAGUGACAAGUCCUGCGUCUCCGAGGCGUGUCGCUGCAAUGGAUACUGGGAUUGUGCUGACGGCUCGGACGAAAGAGGUUGCAAAAGUACGCCAGUGUGCCAGGCCGAGGAGUUCCAGUGCUGGAGUGACAAAUCCUGUGUCUCGGAGGCGUGUCGCUGCAAUGGAUACUGGGAUUGUGCUGACGGCUCGGACGAAAGAGGUUGUGCAAAAGUUUGUCAGGCCGGAGAGUUCCAGUGCAGUGACGGGUCUUGCAUCGCUGGCGAGUGUCGCUGCAAUGGGUUCUGGGACUGUGCUGACGGCUCGGACGAACAAGGGUGUGCAGUGUGCCGGGCCGGGGAGUUCCAGUGCUGGAGUGACAAGUCCUGCGUCUCAGAGGCGUAUCGCUGCAAUGGACACUGGGAUUGUGCUGACGGGUCGGACGAAAGCGGAUGCAAGAGUACGCCAGUGUGCCAGACCGGGGAGUUCCAGUGCUGGAGUGACAAGUCCUGCGUCUCGGAGGCGUGUCGCUGCGAUGGAUUCUGGGAUUGUGCUGACGGCUCGGACGAAAGCGGAUGUAUAAAAGCCCAAGCACCGGUGUGUAUGAAAGGGGAGUGGCAGUGCGCGGACCUCUGCUGCAUCCCUGAGUCGGGGCGCUGUGACGGCGUGUGCCAGUGUGAAGACAACUCCGACGAAGCCAACUGCCCCUACGGGUAAAACCUGGUGGUCGUGGCAGCGCUGCAGGGAAGCCUCAUCGCGGACACCACGUGUGACGACUUCCAUGAGUGUUGUACUCAUGGUUGCAACUAACAAUUCUGUACUAAUCCAUAGACGACGAACAAUGCUGUACUGAAUUAUAGAUGAAGAAGAAUUAUGUACUAAAUUAUAGACGACGAACAGUGAUGUACUGAAUUAUAGACGACGAACAAUGCUGUACUGAAUUAUAGAUGAAGAAGAAUUAUGUACUAAAUUAUAGACGACGAACAAUGAUGUACUGAAUUAUAGACGACGAACAAUGCUGUACUGAAUUAUAGACGACGAACAAAGCUGUACUGAAUUAUAGACGACGAACAAAGCUGUACUGAAUUAUAGACGACGAACAAUGCUGUACUGAAUUAUAGACGACGAACAAUGCUGUACUGAAUUAUAGACGACGAACAAUGCUGUACUGAAUUAUAGACGACGAACAAUGCUGUACUGAAUUAUAGACGACGAACAAAGCUGUACUGAAUUAUAGACGACGAACAAUGCUGUGCUGAAUUAUAGACGACGAACAAUGCUGUACUGAAUUAUAGACGACGAACAAAGCUGUACUGAAUUAUAGACGACGAACAAUGCUGUGCUGAAUUAUAGACGACGAACAAUGCUGUACUGAAUUAUAGACGAACAAUGCUGUACUGAAUUAUAGACGACGAACAAAGCUGUACUGAAUUAUAGAUGACGAACAAAGCUGUGCUGAAUUAUAGACGACGAACAAUGCUGUACUGAAUUAUAGAUGAUAAAUUCCCUACUAAAUGAUAGACAAUAGGUUAAAUGCAGCAAAAAGAGCGCAGACUCCUCCUCAGAUUCAAAUUCAAUUGUUUUAUUAGCCAUAUGAGCAUGCUGUAAGUAUAUGUCUGAUCCUAUACAGCAGUUCAUUACAAUGAUAAUCACAUUUAUCUAUUCUUAUUUAUCUAUUUUUUUUUUUAUUGACUUGCGAUGCACAAGAGUUACAUUUUAUUGUAGUAGCUGAUACACAAUUAUAUACUCCUCGUCCUUGUCCUCGUCCUUGCCCUCAUCCCAUAAGAGCAGAGACGCACUGGUUGCCUGAAGUAGAAGAGGCGGUGAAGCAGGAUUCUUGAGUAAUACUGGGGCUGUUUCAAUUUAUAUGAUAAAGACAGCAAAUUGAAAUAAGAGUUGUUCUCGUCCUCGUUCUCACUCAACAACAAAUGAGCAUUGGUUUCCUGAAGCAGAAGUGACACUUAAAGAAUUUUAGAAAGGUUUAUGCCAAUUAUAAACGUCCCUGUGCAGGACGAAGGGAGGGAGGAAGGUGAGGGCAAGUUAAACAUUUCUUGUUUAUUAUUUAGUCGAUGUAUU